Panicum hallii is the source of this 1088-nucleotide messenger RNA. Its product is annotated as protein SRG1-like. The transcript has a single exon. The coding region runs from base 358 to 900 and encodes 180 amino acids. NCBI's taxonomy places the organism in Eukaryota, Viridiplantae, Streptophyta, Magnoliopsida, Poales, Poaceae. The record is from RefSeq and is a predicted model, not a curated record.
UCAGAUUUAACUAUUAGAAAUCUAUAAGCAAUGCUAUGACGUGCAUAACCUAAAAAGAUACAAUCCACAGUUUUAGGUCCUAACUUGCGCUUCUUGUUGAUUGACACAUUCACCUUGGCCAAACAACCUCAUGUGCGCAAGUAAGAGAGUGAAGGUCUUCUCCCAAUCCACUCCUUGUAAGGAGUCUUUUCCUUAUUCUUUAUGGGACUAUAUUUAGGAUAUGACAUGCAGUCAAUACUGCCUCCCCUCACCGUAUCUUAGAUAAUCCAGCGAUGUCUAACAUGGCGUUAACCAAGUCAGACAACAUGCGAUUAUUCGAUCAUGUGAUCUGAGCUUGCUAAUUAAUCAAACACAAUAAUGUUCCUUUGGUUAAUUUCUAGCGAUGCGAGGCGGCUGCUGGGCUUCAUGGCGGCCGACAUCGGAGACGAGGAGGAGGAGCUCGUCGACGCCUUCACCGGCAAGCGGCAGAGCAUGGCGAUGCACCACUACCCGCCGUGCCGCCACCUGGGCAAGGUGCUGGGCAUCCCGCCGCACACCGACGGGCUGGGCCUGACGCUGCUGCUGCACGUGGACGACACGCCGGGCCUGCAGAUCAAGCACGGCGGCAGGUGGUACCCCGUGCGGCCGCUGCCGGGCGCCUUCCUCGUCAACGUCGGCGACGUCCUGACCAACGGCGCCUACAGGAGCGUGGAGCACCGGGUGAUCCCGGACGCGCGGAGGGGCCGCACCACCGUGGUCUUCGUGGAGGUGGGCACGGUGGGAGGGAUGGUCUCGCCGCUCCCGGGCCUCCUCAAGGAGCAGGAGCCGCGCUACAAGCCCAUCGAGCUCGGCGAGUACGUCAAGGGCACCUUCAAGGCGAUCCUCGAAGGGAAUCGGUUCGCGGACACGCUCAGGAUCUAGCAAGAUGCGUCUGCCUGAAGAAUGCCGAUCGAAAACGGCCAGGCGCUUCGCGUCCUGUCCUCGUGUCCCGUUCAGUAUUAUGCGCUCGUGGAAAUGGAAAAAAAAUAAAAGCAGGUGUGCGGUGUGUUUCAUUUAGAAAAAACACCGACGGCCUUGGCCAACAGUACUGUGGUAAGAAUAAUAGAAAG